AGCAGGGCCUUGUUGGGCGGGCGCCCCGGCUGCCGAGGGCCGCGGCUGGGCGCGGUGGAGUCUGCGGCGCUUCUGCCCCGCGAUGUCGCCACCGCCGGGGGACUCGGGCCCGGGGCCGCCCCGCUCGCUGUCCCCGGCGUCGCGGCUGAGCUUCGCGGUUGGCCACUUCCUGAACGACCUGUGCGCUGCCAUGUGGUUCACGUACCUGCUGCUCUACCUGCACUCGGUGCGCGGCUACAGCUCGAGAGGCGCCGGGCUCCUGCUGCUGCUGGGUCAGGCGGCCGACGGGCUCUGCACGCCGAUCGUCGGCUACGAGGCCGACAGGGCCGCCCCCUCCUCCUGCGGCCCGCGCAAGGCCUGGCACCUCGCGGGCACCAUCUGCGUUCUGCUUUCCUUCCCAUUCAUAUUCAGCCCAUGCCUGGGCUGUGGGGAGGCCACGCCAGAGUGGGCAGCACUGGUCUAUUAUGGACCCUUCAUUGUCGUCUUCCAGUUUGGCUGGGCUGCCACACAGAUUGCCCACCUGAGCCUCAUCCCAGAGCUGGUGACCAGCGACCACGAGAAAGUGGAACUCACAGCCCUCAGAUAUGCGUUCACUGUGGUGGCCAACAUCACCGUCUUUGGGGCUGCCUGGCUGCUGUUGCAUCUUCAGGGCUCCACACACGUGGGGCCUGAUGUCGGUGUGGGUGACCUACUUGGGGAACAGGAUGUGCCAGUGUUCCGGAACCUGGCCCUGCUGGUGGUGGGUGUGGGUGCCAUCUUCUCCUUCCUCUUCCACCUGGGCACCAAGGAGGGGUGCCGGCCUCAGCCUCGGGGGAUGGACCCCGAUGAGUACAGCCCCCUGGUGGCCUCCACAGCCCGGCCACUGCUGCUCUGGAAACAGUGGCUGAAGGAGCCAGCUUUCUACCAGGUGGGCAUGCUGUACAUGACUACAAGGCUCAUUGUGAACCUGUCUCAGACCUACAUCGCCAUGUAUCUGACCUACUCCCUCAGCCUGCCCAAGAAGUUCAUCGCCACCAUCCCCCUGGUGAUGUACCUGAGCGGGUUUGUCUCUUCCUUCCUCAUGAAGCCGAUCAACAGGAGCAUCGGGAGGAACAUGACCUACUUCACUGGACUGUUGGUGAUCCUGGCCUUUGCAGCCUGGGUGGCCCUAGUAGAUAAGAUGGGUGUGUCUGUGUACGGGGCCGCUGUGCUGCUGGGUGCCGGCUGUGCCACCAUCCUUGUCACCUCACUGGCCAUGACAGCUGACCUCAUUGGCCCCCACACGCACAGUGGAGCCUUCGUGUAUGGUGCUAUGAGCUUUUCCGAUAAGGUGGCCAACGGGCUGGCGGUCAUGGCUGUGCAGAGUCUGCAUCCCUGCCCCUCAGAGCUGUGCUGCAGGGCCUGCGUGGGUUUCUACCACUGGGUGAUGGUGGCCGUGACAGGUGGCGUGGGUGUGGCUGCGGCCCUGGCUCUGUCCAGCCUCUUCAUCUGGCCCAUCCGUCUGCGCACUCGGGACCCUGGGGAUCGGCCAUGACCUCCUUGACCACCCAAAGGAAUGAAAUGCACUUCAUUGACGCAUGUGGAUGCUCGGCCCAGCAGGAGCUGCCCAGCAGGGGCACGGUCAACACAGGACAGUGCUGAUGAUUGGGGACGGGAUACCUGGCCAAGCUUUCUAAGACCCAGGGGCCAGUGAGUGGCCUGGUUCAACUUCUGGGUCCCCAUACCUCCAGAUCCCAGGGACAGACACCUGUCUACAGUCAGGGUGAGGGCAGGUCCCCAGGCUUGUGGGUUCCCAGGGUAUGGCCAGCGUCCAUCGGGGACAGCCUGGCACAAGGCCCCACAGGAGACCAGGCCACCACGGGGCUGCGCCCCAGCCUAGUGGGCAGCAGGCUGCCUUGCGCUCUUACAGGAAUAAAAAGCCACCAGUGGAUGUAGACAGAUGACUGUGGGCGUGUGUGCUGAGGGCCAUGUGGGCCCCACGGGGAGGGGGUAGCAUCAGACAAAGAGCCUGGUCUGCAGCAGGAGCUUUAUCAGAGUGCGGGUGUGAAGGCCAGGGCUGGCUGCUGCCCAAUAGCAGGGCAGUAUGGCUCCAGGUCCCAGUGGUGGAAGUUCUGCGUGGUGUAGCGUGGCCGCUGUGGCGCAGACAAGUGAGCCACAUAGUCAGACGCCUGCCAGGGCCAGUGGGGCUCUGCCCCGAAUCGGUUCCUGUUGACCACUGGACACCCAGCCCCGGGUCAGUGGGUGAUGCCAGUGUCCUGGGCUCUGCUGGCCAAGUGGGGGCCAGGCAGGACUUCUCGGGAUGGGCAAUGGCCAGAGGAUGGGGCCUGUGCACCCGCCAUGCCCACCUAAGGGGCCACACCCACUGGGCAUGGAAGUGUGCCUGCCCUGAGCACUGUCCCUACUUAUUGUCAGCCUUGUCCUGUCCCCCCGCCCAUUUUCUGUCCCCUCUGUCCCCCUUUUUUCUUUCUCUUAUUGAGACAGGGUUUCACUUUGUAGCCCAGGAUGGCCUGGAAGUGGCUAUGUAACCGACUAGCCUCAAAAUACCUAUGUAGCCCAGACUAGCCUCCAAUCCACAAAGAUCCACCUGACUGAGGUUCCCGCAUCCCAGCCUUACCCUUGUUUUCUACGUCCCUGUCCCCUGCCACUCGUCUGUCCUCCAUCUGCUCCCCGCAUCCUGUCCCCACGGUUUCCCCAGGUCCCAUCCUGUGCUGUCCUCCUGCCCAUCCCUCCAUUCUCAGCUGUCCUUUACUCUGUCAGACUCUCCAUCUUCCUGUCCUUUGUCCCUGUCUCCUGUCCCCCACCCUUGUCCAUCUGUCCUGCAUCCCUCCCUACCCCUGCUCACUGUACUCCUUGCCGAGGAUAGACCUGUCCCUCCAUAGCGUACUCCCCCACCAUGUGUUGGGACUGUGGUACUGCACAGGGACCACGGGCUCAUGGAUGGUCGCUUCUCCUAGGUGCUGGGUGGAUCCUGAGGGGAGGUU
Nannospalax galili (Upper Galilee mountains blind mole rat) is the source of this 2960-nucleotide messenger RNA. RefSeq names its product major facilitator superfamily domain containing 12 (gene Mfsd12). The transcript has 10 exons. Gene Ontology annotation, biological process: carbohydrate transport. Lineage: Eukaryota; Metazoa; Chordata; Mammalia; Rodentia; Spalacidae. Gene Ontology annotation, cellular component: membrane. The record is from RefSeq and is a predicted model, not a curated record. The coding region runs from base 83 to 1513 and encodes 476 amino acids. Gene Ontology annotation, molecular function: symporter activity.